Oryctolagus cuniculus (rabbit) is the source of this 433-nucleotide messenger RNA. The record is from RefSeq and is a predicted model, not a curated record. NCBI's taxonomy places the organism in Eukaryota, Metazoa, Chordata, Mammalia, Lagomorpha, Leporidae.
CCCGGCCGCUGAGGGUGCAGGCUGCUGCGCGAAGACACAGAGACGGAGUCGCUCUACAGCGGGGCAGCGGACAUGGCCUAGAAAUGCAAGACCCUGGUGGCCCCGGAGAUCAGCAUCUCGCUGUCCGACGACUUCCUGGACACACCGACAACCUGGACAUGAACGUGGACAACAUUGAGACCCCCGACGAGAUGGACUCGCUCGAGUUCCUGGGCAACGACAAUGAGCUGGAGUGGGAAGGUAAGGGCCACGGGGCUGUCCCAGUCUUGGCCACGGGCGCGGGGUGCGGGGUCCGCGGGGGCCACGGAAUGGCGCGGGGUUCACGCGCACCUGCACCUGUCGCCACCGCGCGGGUCUUCCCCAAGAUCCUCGAAGGGGACCAUGGCCCGCGGCCUGCCCGGCUUUUCGAGCGCUUGCUCUGGGCGCUGGGGAC